AACAAGUCAAAUAUGCAGGGUAGUGGGUUUUGAGGACCAAGAUUUGACACCUCUGCUCUAGAGGUUCAUGAGCCAUUUUAAUAACAGACACCCACCCAAAAACCUUUUGUCUGCCUCCACCUUUUGACAACAGGAGAUAAUAAAGGGAUGAUGAGCAGCUCASUUUAUCCAGCUGUGACAAAGUGGUGUUGUAGAGCAGUAUAACUGGAGAACAGUUUCUGCGAAUGACACAGUCUCAACUUCAAGGGUUCCCCAGCCUCUAUCUCCCGUGAGUCUGGCAGAAAAUAUAACACCUAAAGUAAGACAACGUAGUCUGUGUACUAUAUACAUAUGAUGGAUCUUGUUUGUAUUUUAUGGAUUGUUUGUUUCUGACAGAUUACUGACAAAUAUCCAAAGAGAAAUCAACACAAGGCGUGCAGAAGAUGAGCUUUAGUCCAAAAUCAAACACACAGACUUCCAAAAAAGUAUCUAAACAGGAUGAAGAAGACGGGAAGUUUGAUGAGUUUAGCAGUGGAAGUGAUCAUGAUUAUGAGUCCCCCGAAGAGAAGACGGGAGAGGAAAACUACAUCUGUUCUUUCUUUGAGCUGCGAACAGCUGAGGAAGGAGGAUGUGGUGAGAAGGACGACGAAAACAACUCAUUAAAGCCGACUCUGUCCUCGACAGUUCGAGACUGUCACAGAGAAAAAAGCUCAAACGCUGCACAUCCUCACCGAGCACAAAUUAAGCCUCCUCUUCGAAGACCUUUGAACUCACCUAGUGAAAUUCAUUACUCUGAUUUAAAUAACGAAAAAACCAAGAAGACUGUACGCUCUUGUCCAUCACAGAGAACAUUUUCACAACCAAAGGGCAGUGCUGUCAAAGCUUCUGGUUCAUCUGUCAGUCGUUUCCCUCAACCAAGACCACCUCUGCCUACAAAUGUGUUCAAGAGAACAUCUAAAUUACCUCCGGUUCCUCCCGUGCCAACACAACCUAUGAAGUUAAACAAAGCUUCUGGUUCAUCUGUCAGUCGUUUCCCUCAACCAAGACCACCUCUGCCUACAAAUGUGUUCAAGAGAACAUCUAAAUUACCUCCGGUUCCUCCCGUGCCAACACAACCUAUGAAGUUAAACAAAGCAACACCAGAGCCCAAAAAGUGUUUGGACCCCAGCUGGUACAGAGGAAAUGUGACUCGACAUGAAGCCGAAGCUGCUCUCAGGAGGGUGAACAAGGAUGGAGCGUUCAUAGUGAGGGACAGCUCGCAGGGCUCAGCGGAGCACCCCCACACUCUGAUGCUUCUGAAUCAAGGCAAGGUUUACAACAUCAGGAUCCGUCGCAGAGGCAACUCCUACUCGCUCGGCAACGGCUUUAACGGCACUCAGAGUUUCCCCGGAGUGACGGAGGUGAUCCUCCAUCACACGCACACCCCGCUGGUGCUCAUCGAUGCCACAGACCAGACCUCUGCAGAGAAGCCCCAGUGUUGCCUGCUGCACCCUGCGGGGCUCUGACCAGCACCAGCACCAGUACCAGCUUAACGUGUGUUAACAUCUGCUCCUAUGUGCUCAUUUCUACACAAAUCCGUGUUUUUUUUAAGAACAAAUGUCACAAUUUCCACAAUCUCAAAGGUCGUUGUUAUGUAAUUUCUCUCGUUGCUGCCUUCCCUAUUUUUAGUAAACAGAGUGAGACAAAAAGAAUAAACCUCUCGUGGCUGAUGUUUUUUUAGCAUAUUUUUUAUGAAGUGCAGACAUGUGGCGUUACCUCCUCCAGUGUCAGUCUGAGUUCGUGGCUGCUGCUUCUGCUUCAGGGAGUUUUUCGAGUAACGCCAGAGCGCAUCGCUUCAAAUGGGUUUGCACUGCCAGCAGUAAGAGAAUACCCUUUGUUACGCAAUCGCCUCAGAUCUUCAGCAGUUGUUGUGCACAAAAAAUAAAAUAAAUUUAAAAAAAUCAAACAGCCUAAGUGAACAAAAGUCACAAUGUACACGUUCCUUUCGURUCUCCUUUGUUUCAAACACUUUUUAAAUAAAAGCACGA
Messenger RNA from Austrofundulus limnaeus, 2006 nucleotides. RefSeq names its product lymphocyte cytosolic protein 2. The transcript is spliced from 15 exons. NCBI's taxonomy places the organism in Eukaryota, Metazoa, Chordata, Actinopteri, Cyprinodontiformes, Rivulidae. Gene Ontology annotation, biological process: intracellular signal transduction; cell surface receptor protein tyrosine kinase signaling pathway. The record is from RefSeq and is a predicted model, not a curated record. Bases 423 to 1484 code for a protein of 353 amino acids.